AUGCAGACACCGGAGAAUUCAGGAGGAGAAACAUCAGUGAGAGGUGGGAUCCUUGCGGGAGGCUCCCUGGAUGAGGUGGGAGCUCAGUCUUUGGGGACGGAUGCAGAUUCAGGCGGGGGUGAGGGUCAGGAGGACCGCAGUUUGUGUAACAGCCUGAGAGCCCGAGGCUUGCUCUGUGGUCAGCCACCCAGCUUGGCUGGAGCAGAGGGUUUAGGGAGGCGAGGAGCUUUGGGACUGAGACGCGAUCCUCCAGAUGUCCCCGAGGAGGCUGCCAAAUCAGCUUUGCCUGACCUGCUUUCUCAGUGGACGGUCCCAUCAGGGGCAUCAAAUCCAAGCUGCCAGAGCGCAGCCAGGUGCAUCCCGCUGGCCACCUGUCAGCUGAGCUCAUCUGCUCCGGACCCCCGCGCCUCACUGUGUAAUGUCAGCUAUCGAUAUUGUUAUAAUAUUAUCGCUAUUUUUAUGAUUCCCACAAACCCACCACCAACAUUCAGGAAGCCGGAACUUUGUUCUGAUGAUUUCACCAAUUUUGUUAAAAAGUGCCUAGUGAAGAAUCCUGAGCAGAGAGCUACUGCAACACAACUUUUACCGCACCCUUUUAUCAGGAAUGCAAAACCUGUAUCAAUUUUAAGAGACUUGAUCACAGAAGCUAUGGAAAUCAAGGCUAAAAGACACGAAGUAGGGCGAGACUUGGAAGAAGAAAAUUCGGAUGAAGAUGAGCUGUAUUCCCACACCAUGGUGAAGACUAGCUCGGAAAGUGUGGGCACCAUGAGGCCCACAAGCACGAUGAGUGAAGGGGCCCAGGCCAUGAUUGAACAUAAUAGCACAAUGUUAGAGCCUGACUUGGGGACCAUGGUUAUAAACAGUGAGGAUGAGGAAGAAGAUGGAACUAUGAAAAGAAAUGCAACUUCACCACAAGUACAAAGACCAUCUUUCAUGGAUUACUUUGAUAAACAGGACUUCAAGAAUAAGAGUCAUGAAAACUGUAAUCAGAAUAUGCAUGAACCCUUCCCUAUGUCCGAAAAUGUUUUUCCUGAUAACUGGAAAGUUCCUCAAGAUGGAGACUUUGACUUUGGGUUUCCCGGGUGGCGCAGUGGUUGA
Balaenoptera acutorostrata (minke whale) is the source of this 1098-nucleotide messenger RNA. RefSeq names its product serine/threonine-protein kinase 3-like. Gene Ontology annotation, biological process: regulation of MAPK cascade; protein phosphorylation; intracellular signal transduction. The record is from RefSeq and is a predicted model, not a curated record. Gene Ontology annotation, molecular function: protein serine/threonine kinase activity. Lineage: Eukaryota; Metazoa; Chordata; Mammalia; Artiodactyla; Balaenopteridae. Gene Ontology annotation, cellular component: cytoplasm.